Prorocentrum cordatum is the source of this 234-nucleotide messenger RNA. The record is from the annotation of a GenBank genome assembly. NCBI's taxonomy places the organism in Eukaryota, Dinophyceae, Prorocentrales, Prorocentraceae.
GCGAACAAGGAUAUCGUCUCGCAGCUGGCGGUCUCGGCGGUUCGGGGGGCUCUCGUGCAGGCGUGGGCGCACUGCAACGACCCCAGCAUCGAGAUAGACUAUAAGGACGUGUCUGGCAAGGCUGUAGUAGAGAAAGUAUCGUCGACAGAGAGCCAUCAGAAAGGCAAGCUGGUUCUGAUCCCCCUGAGCCCCGACGUUAGAGCUGGCGAGAAGGUCACCUCGGGCGCCCUUGAG